Molecule: messenger RNA, 755 nt
Organism: Penaeus monodon (black tiger shrimp)
Lineage: Eukaryota; Metazoa; Arthropoda; Malacostraca; Decapoda; Penaeidae
Product: calcitonin gene-related peptide type 1 receptor-like
Biological process (GO): adenylate cyclase-modulating G protein-coupled receptor signaling pathway
Cellular component (GO): plasma membrane
Molecular function (GO): G protein-coupled peptide receptor activity
Source: RefSeq, a predicted model, not a curated record
UGGAAUUAAUUGAUAAGGAUGUGGCGGAGGAGAUCGAGCGUGACCUUAGUGAGAAUCUGAGGGUCACCCGCAGCGAGGUUGACCUUGAAGACGAAGGUCAGAAGCUGUGUAGGUCGAGGACGAAGCUCCUCCCACCGGACUUAUACGAGGCGGACACCUGCGCCCUCUGUUACCACUAUAUGAGGAACACCGAACUUUUUGUGAAUAAGUGGAGAAGCGUCGAGGUGGAGAGAACCAGCUGGGAAGGAGAUACAACGCGGGUCUAUAACAUCAACGUCUUGGAGACUCCCGAGGGCUCCUUGGUCGAGGCCAACGUCAGCUCCGAGACGCAACUUUCAUCCUUCAACCUAGAGGAAGGGAGAGAAAAAUGGCGGACGUGCUGUCGAGCGGCGGUUUUGUGUUGCCGGCAGAUGAUGGACGGACCGCAGCCUGCAGGGUACUGCCCGAGCACGUGGGACGGCUGGCAGUGCUGGCCGGCGACCCCCCCGGGCGUAGAGGCGAAGAGACCCUGCCCGCCCUACGUCUACUUCGGAAAGCCUUCGUCGUGUCCCAAAAUGGCCACCAAGCAAUGCACUUCCGUCGGCACCUGGUUCAGCAUAACCGAACGCGACGGCCGGCUUCGCGAGUGGAGUAAUUAUUCCUCGUGCGGAGAUCCGGACAAGAUCUCAUCUCGCCUCUACGUCCACAUCACCGCUUACAGCAUCUCCGUCGCCGCCCUCUUGCCUGCCCUCUGCAUCUUCAUGUCCUAUAAGUGA